Messenger RNA from Porites evermanni, 5479 nucleotides. NCBI's taxonomy places the organism in Eukaryota, Metazoa, Cnidaria, Anthozoa, Scleractinia, Poritidae. The record is from the annotation of a GenBank genome assembly.
AUGCCUCUUAAAAAGUAUUUCCCGUUUUCACCUCAGCAAGAAAUAAUGGCAGUGGAUAUGAGUUUAAGAGUCUGCGUGGUUAAAGUUUACCAGGAAAGUAGGGUAUCGACAAGGGUGGAAAUCAUAGCUAAUUUACCACACGUUUUAACAGUUAGCAUUUUGAGAUAGGAUCCCCCCCAAUCAAUAAUUCUUGGGUGCACCCUCCCAAAUUUAUACGUUGGCAUCGAGAUUUUUUGCGGCGGUGACGGCAAUGAAAAAAGAGAAAAAUAUAAGUAAAAGAGCAAAACUGUAACUCUGUAAGUGCAUCACACUUUUUGAUACAUUUCUUCGCUGUCGUUUUACGACUUGUGUGUUUCUAUAACAGGGCGUGGACACACGACACAAAUUUUUUUGUCUGUUUUAGCAUUAACAGCUAAUUAAAACAGAGUCCUGUACAAAACAAACAAACAAAUAAACAGAUACAAAGAAAAUCAAUACAGAAAGUAGCAGAUACCGCUUAUGUUUCCUUAAGACAGCUCCCUAAUAAAUUAUCAUUAGAACGCUGACAAAAUGGUGUCUUUUUUGAUUUGCAGUAGCCGUGGAAGGCCAGUCUUUGUGGUUUAGGAACCCUUAUUUCAUUUCAUACGAAGUUACUCAGGGAGAAAAUGUAGUAAUGGAUUGCGCAACCUUCCAGGAGGCAUAUCACACCGGACUUUUAUAUGAAUAUGGUCAAGUGCCGCCGUUUGAGCUUGUACCCGAUGGGAAAAAACUCAUGCGAGAAGACCAGAUCUUCACUAUAAAUAACGUUACCGCACGGGAUGAAGGGAUCUACUAUUGUGUAGCCAAAGACAAACAACUCGUGGAAUACAAGAGGAAAGCGGGAGAGAUUAUUUUUAUCUCUUGUAAGUGUAAAUUUCUUAUAUACUUCCAUGUAUACACUUUUAAAAAUGCCUUCCCUGGAACACAGAUAAAGGUAGAGGCUAGACUAUGACUCCCUCUAAAUAAUAAAUAAUAAUAAUAAUAAAUAAAAAUAAAUUAAUAAUAAUAAUAAUAAUAAUGAGUCUUUAUUUCACCAAAAGAUAAAACUACAUAUCUUAUGUUACAAUAAGAGAAGAUAAAAACUAUGAUAAAAAUAUCUACGUUAUAUGUAUAUAUUAAAAAAGCGUAUCAUUGCAAUAAAUGGAGCUUAAAAAUCAACCUAUUUACAAAGGUGUUCAUAAAACGCUCUGUAUUAAUUUUCGGGCGUACGCAGUCUUUUUUCCUAAGAUUAUGUACUUUCCGCCCGACCCUCCUAGAUUCUAAGGGAAUAGCCCUGGAGACCAGGUUGCCCCUUGUAUGGAGAGGUUAGGCAAGCUUAGUCUUAGCAAGACUCAGUUUUAACAGUCAGAAUGACAGUAAAUUAGGUGCUAUCAUCAACUGACUCAACACAAAGGGUUGAAAGAAACUGAAAAUGUCCACAUCAUACUACAAAAAGAACUUAACGAUACUUUCUGCACCCUACAAUCCCUACAAAAAUCCAAGAAUAGACCGUAAAAGAAGCAUAUAACCUUAUGCUUCUGAUCGUAAACGUGUUCGUAGUAUUUGCAUGACAAACUGGGAAUUUCGCCUUUGAAGCGACUUUGGAACGGCUUUUAUUCAAAAGCCGAACUUUUAAUGUACCGAACCUAAUGCAUAACUUAUUAUAACGUAUUUUGUAAGCUGUUUGAGCGAAAUUAGCAUUUUCCGCCUUUUGAACUUAGUUCAGCUGCAAUUAAGAUCGGUGUCUAAAUCAAUUCAGCCGGUCUAAAUAAUUUGGGUCGAAUUAGGUUCGGCUUAUGAAAAGUUUAGCGACAAUUUUAGCACGGUCAGUUGUAGUCAAUCAAUAAUUGAUUCGUUAUCCUUUUUCCUGUAGCGGAACCGGCAGCUGUAGAUUUUGAGAUUGAAAAGUCAGACGACUCUAUUAAGGAAGAGACAGUGGCAAUGAAACUGGCCGCGAGCAAGCCGUAUCUUUUCUUUAAACAAAAGUCUCCACUCCGCAUCAACAUGAAAAACCAAAAUCCCUUUGAACUGACUGUGUCAGCCAAAGGACUUCAACCAAUCAAAUUGCAGUGGAAAAAGGACGACCACGAGUUAAUGAUUGGAAGCAGGUACAAGACCUAUGACAGCGGUCGGCUUAUGACAGUGGACCCUCCAUUUACAAUGGAAGACGGUGGCACUUACAGUGUCUCAGCAUGCAAUUCUAAGGGCUGUACCGUCAAAGGUGUCCAGGUCAUGUUUUACGGUGAGUAUUGGAUUGCUUAAGAUUGCUUCAUAGUUUAAGGUUUAUCUGUCGGGAUUCUGUAGUCACCAGGGUACAGAGGGUAAUAAGGCUCUUUUCGUGUUACGUCAGGGAACUGUUUUUUCCUCUUUUCCUGUUCGCCCUAUAGGAACCGCAUCAACCUCGUCCCCAGGGCUUUUCCCUCAAAAAAUGCCCUGAGGACGAGGUUGGCGCCGCAUAGGCUUACUUUGUGGAAAGGGAGAAAGGGGGGAUUUCCUUUUCGCUUGCCAGACCUGUUUCUAACGUCAUGCUACUGCCCUGCUGAACUCAAUUCAUAAAUUGCUUGAAUAGGUUAGAAUACAUUCUAAAAGUUCACUAAAAUCGCUUUUUAUUUUAAAGUUUUGUUUUCCGCAACGGCUAUUUUUAUUCAACUAGUGAGUUAAAUUCGACCUCUGAAACCAAGUCUUGUUACGGUCGUGCUAGAACCGGGCUAAAAUCGAGGCAGUUUAGAUCAGCAGAAGCACGACGUUUGAAACAGGCGUUUCUCCCCUUCUUAUUCCCCAUGGCUACCUAAAAAGUUUGUAAAAGACCAAUAUAGACCAAAAAUAAGAUAUAGAAAUAGAAAUAGGAUAGCUGAAAAACAGUGAAAUUACCUACUUCUUUCAAAUGAAUUUUUCCAAACGAUCGCGAAAUGCGGUGUUUUCCCUGAUUUUGCUAAGAAGCCGUGGAUGCCGUAACUGUUGCCUGAAGAACACUCUUUUAAGACCAACAAAGAUAAUUACCUAACCAUGCUGAUCAAUAAACCAGUAAUUUAAUCACCCGCGUGAAAACGAUUUGGGAGACGAACUAGGGUUGAUUUGGGAAACUAUGCGUACCCCUGGGAAAUUUCUAGCCAUGCCCGAGGGGGAGCGCGGUUGUACGAAGGCCGAUUAGCGCUAACAUGAGUUAUGUUUUACUAAUAUAUAAAAUAUCAGCAAGUCUAGAGCGACAAACCAAUGAGUGGUGCCGGAUCUCCCAGUUGUAGACCUGUAUCAGUACAAUAACAACUUGUAGAGAAAUAUGAACGGCAAACUGAUCCUUAUGGCAAGGCGAUGAAGAAGUUAACAAAAGAAUAAAACAAAAAUAUAUAUUUAAUCCACUGGCGGAUCCAGACCUUCAGAUAAGGGAGGGGUCCGGUCAUCCAGACCCUGAGAUAAGGGAAGGGGGGGGGCGUUCUCCGAAACAAUUUUUUCGGCCCGUGUGGCCUCAGUUUUGUCUAACAAUAAAGGGGGGCGGGGGGGCCGCCCCCCCCACCCCCGGGCCUCUCCCCUGGAUCUGCCACUGUAAUCCGGGUUUCAUUUCACGUUUGAAUUUCGCACCAACAUUGGGUUGCUUAUCCAAACUUUGUCUAACAUAGCCCUGGGCUAUUAGGGACAGCAGCAAAAUCCCUAGCAGACACUUUAAUGACUUGAACUUCCCCCGGAGAACUUCCACUUGUAGGGACUACGAACAUAUAAUUCUCUUAUUUGCAGUGAUACAGAAUAACACCCAGAUGGUUCAAGAUGAUUCGGAAGAAAGCGUAGAACCGGAGAAAGGUAUUUUCCAGCUGUUAUUUGCCCCUUUGUGCUACCGAUCUUAGUAAAAGCAAUGAAAUUACUUACCGUAUUUAUUCGAUUAACUGCCAUGAGCGCUUGUUAAAUUUUUGGACCUUGAUAGUAGGCGCUUAUUUGAGGCUGGGCGCUUAAUAAAUUUUAACCAUUCUCAAAAGUUUAGUAUGUUUAUUUUGCAACAAAAUAAUAAAUGGUAACAACAAAAAGCGAAGAUGUAACAAAGCAAGGUUUCUGUAAAAUACUCUGAAGAAAACUCCGUCUUCGGGAGGGUCUCUUAUUAUCUCUUACUCGAGUUUUUGUGGGAGGGAGUGUGGUGGGGUGGGCGCUUAUUCGAGGCUGGGCGCUUAUUAACUUUUUCUGCCUUUAGGAUGGGCGCUUAUUCGAGGUGGGCGCUAAUUCGAGGUUGGCGCUUAAACGAGUAAAUACGGUAAAUGACAAAAGGGUGCACGGGUGGGUCCAGAAAGUUUCUACUCGUCUUAUUUUGCCGCUUCAUUACAAAUUGUCACGUGAGCCGGCAUACCACUGUUCCCCACUAUGGGGUCUUGUUCUAACUAAGAUUUCCCCAUAGUGGUUCUUAGUAAAAUUCUUUACUAUUUUUACUAAGAUUCCAGAAGUGAUUUUUAACCAAGAAUCUUUGUAAGAAUCACUAUGGGAAUCUUAGUAAGAAUAGAUAAGAGUCUUACUAAUUAUGACUAUGGGAAUUUUAGUGAGAAUUUGGUGAAAAUCACUAUGGAAAUCUUAGUAAGAAACGUAGACUUGCUACAAGUCGACCUCUUGGCGAGCGGAGCGAGCCUUGUUUGGCCGCGAAGCGGCCGACCGCGAGCGACGAAGUCGCGAGAGGUACCUAUCUCUGUGCGCUCGAUAAACAUUUAAUGGCGGAUCCUAUGCCAGCCACGAUAGAAUCGGGUAAAUCCCCACAAUUUAUAAUAUUACGAUGAAAUCCGACGAAGGACUUUUGGAAAGUCUAAAAGAAAAGGUAAGAAUCUUUGUAAGAAUAACUAUGGGAAUCUCAGUAAGAAUAGGUGACAAUCUUAGUUCGUUAAUCUUCCCGUGCGCAUAUCUUGCCAAUCUCACGCUACGCUCCUGCUUAGUACUAACAAAGUACUUGGUUGUUUAAUUCAUGAUAUACAGGGUUGAUGGAUACAGUGUCAAGGGGUUCGGAUAUACAGACCCCCUAGACCCGUGGCCAGUGAUUGCUUCCGUUGGCCAAACAAAUAGGUCUCCCGAGUAUUAUACUAUACAAUUGCAAAGGACAGAGAUGAACUUUGAAAAAGUGUUAGGGCGAACUGUUCUCAGAGACCCUAAUUACUGAAUCCGUUUCCUGAAUCCGGCGUCUCAGUUGGCCAUUCGUGCCUUCACUUGUAUUUCCUAUUUUUGUGGAAAUAUUUCUUCGUCGUUUCAGUUAUUUACUUAAUGUCUUAAUCAUUUUGGACAUUAGUUCCCGGUGGAUGAAUUUGACUGAAUUACAUGACAAAGCUACAAUUAUCUUUAGUUGAAUGCGGAAGCUAUAAACUUGUUUUUUUUUUUCUUUCUUCCGGCAGGCGAAGGAUUCAUUGGAAAUUUUUUGAAGAAAUAUGGACUCUUGGGAAUCCCUUUGGGGAUUGCCAUUAUUCUCGUCAUUGCUAUUUCUUGUGUAUCAGGGGAAAAAGAAGUCGAGAAAGCUCCUCUUGAGUAA